This is a messenger RNA of Periophthalmus magnuspinnatus, 1241 nucleotides long. RefSeq names its product adenosine receptor A3-like. Gene Ontology annotation, biological process: G protein-coupled adenosine receptor signaling pathway. Gene Ontology annotation, molecular function: G protein-coupled adenosine receptor activity. Lineage: Eukaryota; Metazoa; Chordata; Actinopteri; Gobiiformes; Gobiidae. The transcript has 2 exons. The coding region runs from base 3 to 1001 and encodes 332 amino acids. The record is from RefSeq and is a predicted model, not a curated record. Gene Ontology annotation, cellular component: dendrite; synapse; membrane.
GGAUGGAGCCGGGUCAGGUGGUGUACGCUGUGAUGGAGGUUCUGAUCGGUGUGUGUUGUUGUGUGGGGAACGUGCUGGUGAUGGUGGCGAUGUGGUGCAGUGGGAGUCUGCAGCAGGAGCCCACGUACUGCCUGCUGUUUUCCCUGUGUGUGGCAGACGCUCUGGUGGGGGUCGUGUCCGUCCCUCUGUCCGUGAUGGUGGACGGACACCUCUUCACCUCCUUCGGCCUGUGUCUGUUUUUCGGCUGUGUCCUCCUGCUCCUCACUCUGGGCUCCGUGCUCUGCCUCACGGCCAUCGCAGUGGACAGGUACCUCAGGGUCUCCAUCCCCAUCAGGUACAAGACCACAGUGACUCAGAGGCGCUCCUGGUUGGUGGUCGCCGGAUGCUGGUUGGUUGCGUUUCCUCUCAGUUUCGCGCCGAUGUGGGGCUGGUACAACGAGGAAACCCUAACCCGCUCAAACAGCUCCAUUAUCUGCUGUCGCUUCCAGGACGUCAUCCCCAUGUCUUACCUCAUCUACUUCUACCUCUUCUUCUGUCACGUUAUUCCUCUGUUACUCAUGACUGUUUUGUACUUCGCCAUUUUUAACACCAUCAGAGACCGACUGAAGGUAAAACCGGGCGACGUCCUGAAGCUGUCUCAGAAACACAUGAAGAAAGAGAAGCAGCUGGCGUGUUCUCUCCUCUUUGUUCUCUUUCUGUUUGUCGUGUGUUAUUUGCCUUUGCACGUCAUGAACACCGUCGUGCACUUUGGCUCACCGCCGUUUGUUCCAGCAGAGGCUUUUCACGUGGGCAUCCUACUUUCACACGCUAAUUCCGCCGUAAACCCGCUGGUCUACGCCUUAAAAAUACCCAAAAUAAAGAGAGCGUGCGUGCAUCUGUGGAGCAAGAGAAUGUCACGUAAAGCAGAGAUUCAGUCCACAGACGUUCAGAGCAGUCAGAGUUUGGAGAACAACGCCACGAGUAACGUCACGAUCGUGCAACAAGACAUUUGUGCAAAGUGAAAGUGAGUCGUGUGCAGGUCUUUGGACACUUUUUUAAUCACUGACUGUGUAUAAACUUGUUAAAUGUGCUGUUUUUUUCUUUGGAUAUUUAGAUUAACCAUAUUAUUUUGUUGCCUUUUUUGCAUCUCACCACGUUCAGCUCUGAGCAUUUACACAAGAAAACACAACUCAAAUGUUUCACCAGAGCAGAUACGUGCACAUGAAACGCUCUAACUGCAAAAGAAACAGCUCAGCAAAAUA